Molecule: messenger RNA, 391 nt
Organism: Linum trigynum
Lineage: Eukaryota; Viridiplantae; Streptophyta; Magnoliopsida; Malpighiales; Linaceae
Source: the annotation of a GenBank genome assembly
GGCGACGGGAUCCAUAAGUUGCAAAGAUGGAUGAUUACAUCAUCGAGUUGGAUGGAGGAAGUGACUGUGUACACAAGUCAGCCGGCAAACGUUCCCUCGGAUUUGACCGCAACAUAGAGUAUACCAGCAAGGACGAUCUCUUAAAACUUGGGCAGUUCAGCUACAACUCUGAUCAACAUCCUGAUGAUCUGGACGAUCAGACCUACGUGGAGCAUGCGCCUUACAUCGACGUUGCCGCAAAUGUGGAGCCCGUUGGAGUCGCGGAGGAACAACAGAAUUGUCUCAGUUAUAAUCUAUACUCAUGUGUCUUCGGCCUUUCAAAUGAAUGAGUACCACUGUAGUGGUAUUUUUCAUCAUUGAAGUGAUAGUGCAACAAAUAGUUCUAUCACUU